Messenger RNA from Physella acuta, 749 nucleotides. RefSeq lists its product as uncharacterized. NCBI's taxonomy places the organism in Eukaryota, Metazoa, Mollusca, Gastropoda, Physidae. The record is from RefSeq and is a predicted model, not a curated record.
CACAAUGGCAGCCUAUGAGCUAGUGCUGAUCCUUAUUCAAGCAGUUCUCGUCCUUUCCACCUCUCGCUCCCACCUCACUAUUCGACUCUAUGAUCCCCUUCAACAACUGUACAUACAAGACCUGCAAAUUGAGGAGAAAUUUGAAACCAUAAUAGCUAAAGGCGUCUGUCAGGGCCCAGGUAACACCAUGACCUUCAGGCUGAGCCCAGGUGACGGCGGCACUGAUCUGCUUGACGAAAACAGCGCCAUGACCAUCCAGGAAGAGGGUGCUCAUUCCUGCAUCUACACUGGACCUGCUGUGUCCUGCAAAUAUCAGCACUACUGCACCACCGACAACACCUGCAACAUCACCAUCAACUCCGCGUGUCCGGCGUUCGGAUCCAAGUCCGGCUUUGAGAUGACUGAAAGCAUCGACAUCACCAUCGACGGUCAGGACAAAGAGUUGCAUUUUGUGCAUUGUAUAGCAGUCUGUCAAGCCGAUGUUAAGCCUGGUAGUAAUAAAUCACAACCUAAAGGAUUAAGUGAGUUAGCCAUUGGUUUUAUUGUGGCUGGGGCGAUGGUCGGGGCUGCGUUGAUAGUCAUUGGCAUUAUUGUGUGGAAAAUAAGACAAUACAAACCUCCGUCGGAAGACCACAAGCAACAUCACAUCGAUUACGCGACGUAAAGGUAUUUUAGUCUACCACAAAUAAAUACGUUUAAGUAGGGCUUUUGUAUAUAACACCUGAACAAUAUUAGUUUAUGGCAAAAAU